Molecule: messenger RNA, 471 nt
Organism: Syzygium oleosum
Lineage: Eukaryota; Viridiplantae; Streptophyta; Magnoliopsida; Myrtales; Myrtaceae
Product: two-component response regulator 24-like
Exons: 2
Coding region: 1-471 (156 amino acids)
Biological process (GO): phosphorelay signal transduction system
Source: RefSeq, a predicted model, not a curated record
AUGAUGGGCGCGUCUUCAGAUUCGGCUGAUAAUGAGAGCACAAGCAGUAAUUCAGUGGGGUAUGAAUGUGGCUGCAGGUUGGCUGAGCUGGUUCUCAGGAACAGCUUGACCGCACUCAUGGUGGAUGGAGUGACUGCGUGUCGGCUCAUAGCGAAUGACAUGCUGGAAUCAGUCGGCGUCGAGACAGAGAUGGUUGGAAGUGGGCAGGAGGCGCUCGAGCUCAUCGAAGCGCAUUACGACCUGAUCCUCGUCGACAGCUAUGUGUAUGACACGAGCGGUCCUGAGACCAUACGGCGAAUCAGGCAGAGGGGCGUGCAAAGCAGGAUCAUCGGCCUAACCUCCGGAGAGAUUGCGAUGGAUAGGGUGGAAAUGAUGGAUGCUGGAGCUGAUGGCUGCUUGGAGAAGCCGCUGUCCGAGGAUGCUUUGGCCGAUAUCCAAGCUGAGAUCGACUAUGAGAUCGACCACCGCUAG